AGGCUACUUAUUCUACUUUUGGAAAAAGUGUGGCUAAAAAGCUAAAGAAGAAGAAAAACACCAAAAGUGAAUCAUUUGAUACCAAAAACCUGAUUGGUACAACCUGAAGUUUGACUCUAGAACAUUCCACUCGAUUCUUGUAUCGCUCUUCUGCCAUCGGUAUCUCAUUGAGCAGUUGUACUUAAUGUUCAGCUCUUCCUUUUUCGUUCCGCACCUUUUGUUAUUUAGUGAAAGCUUAAUUAAACGAAUGUGAACUGAAAGCAAUGGCAUCCUCAUUCCCCACUGCAGCAGGGCUUUGUGUGUGUACAAAAACAAAAGCGACGUCGUCAAGGAAGUUUGCUAAGCAGGCCAGAAGGGGCUUUUAGAAAUAGUUUUCGAUGUUGCGGCCUCCGCAAAAGCUACUUGUGUCUGUCAGGCAGGCUGGUCAUUCAAGCUAAAUAUUUCCUUUCUUCGCUAAGAUGAGACAUCCAAGGUGAAUGGGAGUCUGAGCAUUUUUCUCAGAGAAUGCCACUGACAUUUCAAUGAUUGAAGCAAAAUUGCAGGCAUUUGGAAAUCCAUACUCGAGCCCGCCGCGCACUCCUCAUUAAUUAACUGGCUAUUGAUUACUGACCUUGCCACUUCAACUUAUUUCCAUUUGGCACAUUCAGACAAGGCAGAGUGCUCCACUAAAAUACAGUGCGGCCGCGUCAGCCGGUCUUAUCUCCCAAACGCCCGCUUUCAUUAAAGCCGCCAUUAAGUUGCUCUUGUUGAUAAUGGAUUUCUCAGCCAUUUAGAGUGCCUCAGCCUUCUGACUGCAGCUCAAGGACCCGGCAUUCGGCUCGGGCGGGCAGAGGACGCUUUGAAUUCCCUGCUGCUUGACACCCACCGGAGCUCAUUUCUCCUGGCUAAAGACUCCAACAACGGUGUGUCACACUGACGAGCCCAUUUGUGCUCCUCAAGGUCCAGUCUGUGCUCAAGUUCCGCAUAGGACUAAUUCAUGGUCUCCGAGUGAGCCGAUGCCGCCCUUUCUUUGCUCUGAUUGGCUACCGCCGAUAAUCCCGCCUUGUGUAUGUGCGCACGGAUUGGCUGCAGACCCUCUGACGUCAGGCGGGCAUAAGGCAUUUCUAGAGGCACUCGCUUCCUGUCAGCGCCACAUGAAGAAGGAGCGGCUCUUCGAGUUGAAUGACGUCGAGAUUCCACCCGAGAGCAGUAGACGAGAAGACAGCCCGUCGCCAGCCAAGAGGACGCUCCGCUCGGCGUGUCAACAAGGAAACUUCAGGCAACGCUAAAGACCGUCCAGCGUGUCUCGCAAUGGACUCUAUUUGUGAGCACAGAUCGCCGAGGCUUUAGUGCGGUGGAAAUACUAACUCCAUUUGUUGCUUUUUUUUUAAAAACCUACUUGCACUUUUUGGAACUGUUUACCAGCCUUCUUACAAAUCAGAUCUUUCGAUCAUUCAACGCUACACUUUUGAAACAAGAGACAAUGGUGAACCCCGGAGGAAACAGCCAGCCACCCCUGCCGCCGCAGGUAGGCACCAGCUCCCUGUCAUGGAAACGCUGCGCCGGCUGCGGGGGCAAGAUCGCCGACCGCUUCCUCCUCUACGCUAUGGACAGCUACUGGCACAGCCGCUGCCUCAAGUGCUCGUGCUGCCAGGCCCAGCUGGGCGACAUUGGCACGUCGUGCUACACCAAAAGCGGCAUGAUCCUCUGCAGGAACGACUACAUCAGAUUAUUCGGGAACAGCGGUGCCUGCAGCGCGUGUGGUCAGUCCAUCCCAGCCAGUGAGCUGGUGAUGAGGGCGCAGGGCAACGUCUACCACCUCAAGUGUUUCACAUGUUCUACCUGCCGGAACCGGCUUGUGCCUGGGGACCGGUUCCACUACAUCAACGGCAGCCUGUUCUGCGAACACGACCGACCCACAGCGCUCAUCAACGGUCAUUUGACUUCACUGCAGACCAACCCGCUACUGCCCGACCAAAAGGUGUGCUAGACGGACACGGCGCAGGAAGCAGGAUGUGUGCCUUCAUGUUUAGCCCUCACUCAUCAUCACCACAGACAGCGCCCUGAAGGAACCUUUCCACCCGUGGCAGCAAUAUAAGCGCCGGGCCUUCAGACUCUCCAUGGGCGGAUACUUGCACUUACUGCGUCCCAGUCGGACCCGGGAACUUGACCUAACAAAGUCCAACUCAAAGGGACUCUUGAGGAAGAGACUGAUGACUUAACGAGGUCCAAGAAAUGUUUCUGUUUUUUUGCCUAAAGACAUUUCCGGAGGGGGACUCAUUUUUCUUCUGUUUUCUAUCGUCGACAUGGUGAUCCCGCUUUAUUAUUUAGACAUCGUGGAGGGAUUGUGAACCCCCCCGCCCUCCCCCUUCUUCUUAGCUGGUGUGUCUCCAAGAUGGCUCUUUGUGCACAAUGUCACACACACACACACUCGGUGUAUUUGUAAAAUGACCCAUGUAUGUACAGUAUGCAUGUUAAUGUCGUUGAUGUCCACUCCCUCCACACUACCAACCUUGCUGACCCCCACCCACACUCCUUUUGACCCCACCCACAACUGGAACAAACUGAAGUCGUGUAGAGCCUCCCGACAUUUUAAUGCUGAAUGAAAGAGAAAUUUAUUUGUGAUAUUUUCCGAGACAUUUGCUCCAGUAUGGUGUAUUUAAUUAAUAAAAAAAAAAGUAUGGACUAUUUCACUUAUUUUCUUACAUCAAGUUCACUGAUGAAGCACUUUUGAUGUUCAUUAUGCUCAGCUUUGAGUUUUCCCACAGAAAUGAUGUACAGUGGAUCCAAGCACAUUCGGCAAAUUUGCAGAUUAUUUGGUAAAAAAAAAAAAAAAAGAAAUUCUGCGGAAAACAUCUUAUUCACUCAAAGUUGGUAACAAUUUCUAUAAUGUUAAUAUGUACAUCACACAUGUACCAGCCUACAAUUUUUAUCUUUGUCUUUAUGCUUCACUAAUACUGCUUUUCGUCAAGCAUCGUCCUUGAACACACCAUAUUUGUGUGCUGACAGCGACCUUCUACGUAUAUAACUUUCUCCUACAUGGCAACAGCUUAAUAAAGCCAUCUGUUCCUGGAUCAUCUUGCAUGAUCAUUCAUU
Molecule: messenger RNA, 3075 nt
Organism: Doryrhamphus excisus (bluestripe pipefish)
Lineage: Eukaryota; Metazoa; Chordata; Actinopteri; Syngnathiformes; Syngnathidae
Source: RefSeq, a predicted model, not a curated record